Musa acuminata subsp. malaccensis (wild Malaysian banana) is the source of this 854-nucleotide messenger RNA. RefSeq names its product mavicyanin. Lineage: Eukaryota; Viridiplantae; Streptophyta; Magnoliopsida; Zingiberales; Musaceae. Gene Ontology annotation, cellular component: plasma membrane. The record is from RefSeq and is a predicted model, not a curated record. Gene Ontology annotation, molecular function: electron transfer activity.
CAUCCCGUGUGCCCCGGUCUUCUCCCUCUCUCUCUCUCUCUCUCCGUCUCUGUCUCUGUUUCUCUCUCUGGUUCGGCCAUGGUGAAGGUCAUGGCAACGGCAAUGGCGUUGGUGUUGGCGUUCCUUCUCGCCGCCGGCGUAGGGCUGUCGGAGGGUGCUGUCUACAAGGUUGGGGAUGCCACCGGAUGGACCAUCAUGGGGAGCCCGAACUACACCGCCUGGGCGUUGUCCAAGAAAUUCGAAGUGGGAGACACCAUUGUGUUUGAGUACAACAAAAGCUUCCACAACGUGCUUGAGGUGAGCAAGGCCGACUACCACUCCUGCAAUGCAGCAUCGCCCAUGGCCACAUUUGCCACCGGUAAUGACACCAUCACGAUCAAGACCAAGGGCCACCGCUACUUCAUCUGUGGCAUCCCUGGACACUGCAGCGGUGGCCAGAAGGUGGACAUCAAGAUCUCCAAGUCUGCCUCCUCUGCUGCCCCUUCCACCUCGCCCACCGCAUCUCCUUCCCCCUCCCCUGCUGCCUCAACUCCCGGUGGUGGUAGUGGAGGCAUCUCCACUCCGGCAGCCACCCCUGGAGCUAACAGCGGCACAAGAGCUCUUCCAGGGUUGAUUGCUGUUGCUCUUUCUGUGUUUGCAUCUGCUGCUGUCUCCGGUGGCCUUGCCAUGAAUUAUUAGUCGUGAGACUGUGAGAGAUAAUAAGAUUUGAUUAGUUUGGUAUUGAACCAUAUGGCAGGAGUUGUUCUUUCUUAUGACCAUGGCUAGUUUAUUUGAGAACUUGUUAAAGGAUCUAUUGGAUUUAUUUGCAUGGUUCCUAAUAUUAUCAAUGUCUGGCUACAUGUUUUAUUUGCAUA